AUGUCACACGCACGCUCCUCGUUUUUAUUUCAAGUCCUCUCCCUUUCCACCGACACCCCCACGACUUCUUUCACUAGCCCCCCGCAAGAACAACCUGCCACCGCUGCCGCCGCAUAUCCUCCUCUCGGCUCUCCGAGAAGUGCACCCACAGACUGGCCCGACGAAGCGGAGGAGAUAAUCUGCUACUACAAAAAGAUGCGCGAAGAAGGCAACUCACCCCUCCUUGACCCCGCGAGGGUACCUGAUGAUGUUUAUAUGGGUAUGGAGGAGGACAUCAAGAACCGGCGCCUUUUGAAUAAAUGGAAGAAGAGAAGAGAUCUCGACGAUUUUAGGAAGUUUGUUAUGGAUUACUUUGGGAUUGUUGAAGAGAGAGAGGAAGAAGAAGAAGAAGAAGGACUCGAGGAAGAAGAAGAGGAGGACGAUGAAAAGGACCUUGAAGAAUACGAAGACCUCGAAGAUGACCUUGAAGAAGACCUCUCGGACCUCGAAGACCUUGAAGAAUACGAAGACCUCGAAGACGACCUUGAAGAAGACCCCUCGGACCUCGAAGACGACCUUGAAGAAGACCUCUCGGACCUCGAAGAAGACCUCUCGGGCCUCGAAGAAGACCUCUCGGGCCUCGAAGAAGACCUCUCGGGCCUCGAAGAAGACCUCUCGGACCUCGAAGACGACCUUGAAGAAGACCUCUCGGACCUCGAAGACGACCUUGAAGAAGACCUCUCGGACCUCGAAGACCUUGAAGACGAACACCUCGAGGAAAAAGAUGACUCAGAAGACGACUGGGACCCCAUCUCAGACCUGGAAGAUUUCUCAUUCUAUAAUGACGAGGAACACGAUGACGAGGAACACGAUGACGAGGAACACGAUGACGAAGAACACGAUGACGAAGAACACGAUGACGAGGAAUACAAUAACGAAGAACACGAUGACGAAGAACACAAUAACGAAGAACACGAUGACGAAGAACACGAUGCCGAUGAACACGAUUACUACAGCGAUAUUAUUGAGGGGCUCUCCGACUACGAGCUUCACAUCCGCAACAUCAUCCUAUACUUGCACUUGAGAAGCCACGUCGAGCCAUUACCCUGGCGUACCCUCCGCUCCAUGGCCGAGCUGCACGCCAGCCUGCUUGGCGACAUACGAGAUGCCUAUCAUGCCAGACAACAACAACAACAACAACAACAACAACAACAACAACAACAACAACAACAACAACAACAACAACAACGGGACCGCCUUUACAGGUCAAACGCCGAACCAGGCGCAGCAGAGAUCAUACGGCGGGCGGCAAUAGCAACGGCGUCAAAUGCGGAAUCUAUGCGCUUGUUACGGGACUACCGUGCUCGUCUCCGCGCUGAAUUGCAAGAGGCUUGUCGGGCUAGGGAGGUCAGGCGAAGUCUGGCAAGGAUGUCAGAGGCAGCAAUAGUAGCAGACUUGGCAGCAUUGAACGGCUGGUAG
Messenger RNA from Neurospora crassa OR74A, 1458 nucleotides. RefSeq lists its product as hypothetical. The transcript has a single exon. The record is from RefSeq and is a predicted model, not a curated record. Gene Ontology annotation, biological process: regulation of transcription by RNA polymerase II. Gene Ontology annotation, cellular component: nucleus. The coding region runs from base 1 to 1458 and encodes 485 amino acids. Lineage: Eukaryota; Fungi; Ascomycota; Sordariomycetes; Sordariales; Sordariaceae. Gene Ontology annotation, molecular function: transcription cis-regulatory region binding.